GCCCCGCCGUGGCGGAGGGGGACGAGUACGAGAGCCUGCCCAGCGGCGCCGCGCUCGGCACGCACAUGGUGGCCGGGGCGGUGGCGGGAAUCAUGGAGCACACGGUCAUGUACCCCGUGGACUCGGUCAAGACAAGGAUGCAGAGCUUGCAGCCGGACCCCAAAGCCCAGUACAGGAGCGUGUACGAAGCUCUGAAGAAGAUUGUCCUCACUGAGGGGCUCUGGAGGCCUUUACGUGGGAUUAAUGUCACCAUGCUGGGGGCUGGCCCUGCCCACGCCAUGUACUUUGCCUGCUAUGAGAAAAUGAAAAAGUCCCUCAGUGACACUCUCCAGCAGGGAGGAAACAGCCACCUGGCCAAUGGGAUAGCCGGGAGCGUGGCCACGCUGCUCCACGACGCCGUGAUGAAUCCUGCCGAAGUGGUGAAGCAGCGGAUGCAGAUGUUCAACUCGCCGUACAAGUCGGUGCUGUCCUGCGUGAGGACCGUGCAGAGGACCGAGGGCUUCGGGGCCUUCUACCGCAGCUACACCACCCAGCUGACCAUGAACGUGCCCUUCCAGGCCAUCCACUUCAUCACCUACGAGUUCAUGCAGGAGCACAUCAACCCCCGCCGCGAGUACAACCCCCGGUCCCACAUCGUGUCCGGGGCCGUGGCGGGCGCCGUGGCCGCCGCCGCCACCACCCCGCUGGACGUCUGCAAAACCCUCCUGAACACGCAGGAGAACACGGCCCUGAGCUCCCUCAACAUCAGCGGGCACCUCUCAGGCAUGCUGAACGCCUUCAGGACCGUCUACCAGCUGGGGGGGCUGCCUGGCUUCUUCAGGGGGGUCCAAGCUCGGGUCAUCUACCAGAUGCCCUCGACGGCCAUCGCGUGGUCGGUGUACGAGUUCUUCAAGUACUUCCUCACAAAGCACAAGCUGGAGAAAAGAACAUCCUUGUGAAGGUUGCACAGGAGCCUCGGUGGCCCCUCUGUGGGUCCCCUCUGUGUGUGUCACCCCCUUCCUCCCCAGCCAGCUCUGGGACACACAUCCCACUGGAGGAACAUGUGUUUCUGGAGGAUUCCCAUCCCGACAUCCACACCUCCCUCCUCGAGGGGAGAUCCUGGGUCCUCCUGGCUUUAAACAAAAAUUUUAUAAAGACUUCUAAUAAUAUAUAUAUAUAUAUUUAAUAACUUUAUUUUUGGAGGAACCAACUUGCCAACUGCUAUUUUUUUUUCUUCUGGAUAAGAUUGAAGGUGUAGUUUCCUCCUUUCCUUAGGUUGGACAAAACCUAAGCUGAGUGGGUUGUUUGGGGGUUUUUUUUUGGGUUUUGUUGUUGGUUUUUUUUUUUACAGCAAAGAAGCAGAAUAUCCUGUCACAGAACUUAACUUUUAUAGAAAUAUAAAAGAGGUGGAUAAUGUUUAUCCUUUAUUUUUCUAUGGAAGCAUUUGGGUUGUUUUCUAAAAAUGCUUAUUACAGCUGGAUGUGAAGCUGUUUAAAAAGGGCUGAACUCUUCCAUCCCAUGGGAGGAAGACACAAAAGCAUUUAUUUUUAUAGCCAGAUUGGCUUUAAUUUUACAGCAUUUAACCCCCAAAUGGUGACCUGGAUUCUCACCUGGGUGUCAGGUACUUGGUGGCCCCUUGAGACUUGUUGGGAUGGGGGGGAGAAGGAAUUUUGAGGAGCACCCCGAAAUCCCUGGUCACUUUGGGGGUUGGGGGGUGGAAAAAGGGGAAAACUCCUUUCCAUUUUUUACAAGGAGACUCUUUAAGAUGUAGAUUUUUACAGUACUUAUUUUGCAGACUCUCUUAUUUUUAAAGGUACAUUUUUAUGGCGUGUGACAGCUGAGCAACCUUCAUCCUCCCUUAAUUUAUUCCCAGUUUUCUCCCUAAAGCCCUGAUCCUGCUGCCAGGAGCAACCUGGGCUCCAAGUGGGUCCAUGGAGCUGCUCUGCUCCCAGGAAAAGGGGGGCACCUGGAGCUUCUGUUUACAGUUUGGCCCCUGAGUUGCAGGGGUCACAUCCUGGCAGUUCCCAAACCAGCAGCAGAAACCUUGGAAAAGCCUUAGGGAAGAACCAAAGCCACCUCCCAGCUUGUGUUUGACGAGGAGCUCUGUUGAAGAGGGGGAAAAAACUCACCCUGGGGGGAGGAAAACUCACCCUGGGGGGAGGAAAAAUCCACCCUGGGGGAGGCAAAAGACCCACCCUGGGGGGGAAAAUCCACCCUGGGGGGGGGAAAAAAACCCCCCCGGGGGGGGGGAAAAUCACUGCUGGGGGGAGGAAAACCCACCCGGGGGGAGGAAAACCCACCCUGGGGAGGUUCCUCGUGCCCUGGGUUUGGUUUUCCUGCUGUGGGAAUGCUGAGCUUUGGGGCAGGGUGGCAGCCUCCCUGUGUGCCCUGCUCCUCUUGGGAAGGGCUCUCCCAACCCCAAAUCCCUCCCCUUUUAGCCCCUUGGGUGAUCCAGGAGGGAUUUGAGGAGCCUGGAUGUGCAACCAGCAAUUCCAGGGCACCAGCUGGUCCAUCCCCACCCUCCCUGGGACUUGCCCUGCUCUGCACCCUGGGAUGUGGCUUUGGGAGCAGCUUUAGGGCUGGGAUGUGUCCCUGGAGUGUCCCACCAGCCAGUUGUGUCCCUUAGGAUGACACUAAUCCCAUCUAAUCCCUUUGCUCUGGGAUUUUUGGGGUUUUUUUUGAGAAGGUGAAUCCCAGAGCUCCUCUCUGUGCCUUGUGUAAAUGAACCUCUUGGGGAAACGAGCUUUGCUCAAUGCUUUAUUUUUUUUGUCUUUAAAGGAACUAAUCACUGUGUCAAACUCACCCUGUGUCUUAAAAGUGGCAAAGUUCAGCUGGUUUUGCACUGAGUGUUUCCAGGGAGGUGAAAUUUUGGGGGCACUUUGAUGGUGAAGAGGCAAAUUGUAGCAUCCUGGGGGGUGGUGGCAGCUUUUAGUGCCAGUUCAGGAGUGGUGCCUCUUGCAUCAUCCCCUUCCUCUGGCUGCUGCUUUGAUAUUCCUGCCUUCCCCUUUGGGGUUCUGGGAGAGCCUCAUCUCCUGCUUGGAGUCUGGAUUUGCCUGUGGAGAAGUCGGGAUGUUGGUUGAGUUUUUGGCCAGCUGAGCAUCUCCUCGGAGAGGGGAGAGCAGGGGAACCUCCUGAGUGUUCAGCACCAAUAAUUAGUAAUUAUCAACAAAUAAUUAUUAAUUAAACCCCGGGUUUUCUUGGGAAUUUGCUCUUCCUCGAGCUGGGAGUGGAUAAAGGAGCACUUGGACAUUUAUCAGGCUCUCCCUGGAUUUCUGGCUCUCCCAUAAAACCAGCCCAGUUGGGGUAAUAACUCCAGAGCUCUCUUCCCUCCAGCAGGAAGCGUUUCCUGAUGCUGGAUCCCCCUUCCCAAAGCCCCUCCUCUCUCCUAGUUUGCAUUUGAAAGCCGAGCUUUGAGCCUGAAGUUUGAUUUUUUUUUUUUUUUAGCCUGGUCUGUGAAACAUGUUCUGCUGCUUCCUCUGCAAGAAACGCACAUCACUCAUUAUUUAAGGGGAGGAGGAGGAACUUUGCAGUUCUUCAGUCGUAUUUGUGUUUUUUUUGAUUAAAAAAAAAAGUGUUCUCUUAAAUGUGUAUUUAAUAAUGCAGGAGUUCUUUUGUGAGAUGCUGCUACAGUUGUUAUCACUGGAGCUCAAGGAAAUAAAAUAUCCCGAUUUUUGUGCUGG
Messenger RNA from Corapipo altera (White-ruffed manakin), 3659 nucleotides. RefSeq names its product solute carrier family 25 member 37 (gene SLC25A37). The record is from RefSeq and is a predicted model, not a curated record. The transcript has 4 exons. Gene Ontology annotation, biological process: iron import into the mitochondrion. The coding region runs from base 66 to 938 and encodes 290 amino acids. Gene Ontology annotation, cellular component: mitochondrial membrane. Gene Ontology annotation, molecular function: ferrous iron transmembrane transporter activity. NCBI's taxonomy places the organism in Eukaryota, Metazoa, Chordata, Aves, Passeriformes, Pipridae.